AUGACGAAGCUUAGAAACUCCAACAAGCUAUACAAUGAGAAGAUUGCUCAGGAGAGGCGUGAGCGGCAGGCGUGGGAGAAGGAGGAGCGCGAGCGAGUGAGAGCUGAGAAGGCCGAGGAAGCAGCCGAACGCAAGGCUCAAAGAGAGCGUGAUGAACAAGCUCGCGACGCUCAAAAAGCUGUACAAUUGCCCCAAAGAGGCAAUUGCAAGGCGUCACAAAUAGGUCCAAACCCCUUUCCUAAUUUGUUUAUCUGUGGACUGGCAGCAGCAACAACAAUAACGCUUAACGUACUCCACAAGCAUGCCGGUCACCCAAGUGUACCGGUCACUUUUGCCAAGACCACACCAACACUAUAA
Molecule: messenger RNA, 357 nt
Organism: Didymella exigua CBS 183.55
Lineage: Eukaryota; Fungi; Ascomycota; Dothideomycetes; Pleosporales; Didymellaceae
Exons: 1
Coding region: 1-357 (118 amino acids)
Source: RefSeq, a predicted model, not a curated record